Bipolaris sorokiniana ND90Pr is the source of this 542-nucleotide messenger RNA. RefSeq lists its product as uncharacterized. Bases 115 to 417 code for a protein of 100 amino acids. The transcript has 3 exons. The record is from RefSeq and is a predicted model, not a curated record. NCBI's taxonomy places the organism in Eukaryota, Fungi, Ascomycota, Dothideomycetes, Pleosporales, Pleosporaceae.
UUUUGAGUUUUGGUUUUUACACGCCGGUUGAAUGGUUAAUGUUUCUCCUCGUCGACAGCAGGUUGAUUGUGUGCUUCACAACAUGUGGCUCCGCAUCUCCCUCUUAGGUUCGAGAUGAUCAAACAUGUUUCAGCCCUAGUUGUUCUUCGUAUUCUUUUUUCUUUGCAAGAAAGCCUUUCUUAUGUAAUUUCCUUUGUCGGCGUUUCGGUAGACGUUUGCUAUCGACCUUCUUCGUGUAGCUGCAAGCUCGAGUCGGUCGUGGCUGAGAAAGAGCUCAGCAAUCCAGGCAACCGUGCACACCUCUCUUGCACAGAGAGGCUCAGCAUGCGCUGCAACAGCACGCGAGUAUCAGUCAACUGUUCGCAUCAGUUGUGUUCAAUAACAAUAGCGGAGGAUGCCGAAGUAAGCUCCGGUUGAUGGAAGAAAGAGUAUAGGAAGGAUCGUGAGUAUAUAGUAGCACGGACACAAUGCUCGAAGCCAACUCAGCCCGACGACAAUCAGCAAACACAAUAACUACCGAUGUGGGUCCGGCAAGGUGCCGG